This is a messenger RNA of Cricetulus griseus (Chinese hamster), 1602 nucleotides long. The record is from RefSeq and is a predicted model, not a curated record. NCBI's taxonomy places the organism in Eukaryota, Metazoa, Chordata, Mammalia, Rodentia, Cricetidae.
AUGUCGGGGAAAGUUCACACUUCCUGUAAAUCCAGCUCCAGGGGAGCAUGUCGCCCUCUGCUGACCUCCACCUGCUUUUGCACUCACGUGCAGGACCCUCGCAACAAGCACAAGUUCCGCCUGCACAGCUACAGCAGCCCCACCUUCUGCGACCAUUGCGGGUCCCUCCUCUACGGGCUGGUGCACCAGGGCAUGAAAUGUUCCUGUUGCGAGAUGAACGUGCACCGGCGCUGUGUGCGCAGCGUUCCCUCGCUGUGUGGUGUGGACCAUACAGAGCGCCGUGGACGUCUGCAACUGGAAAUCCGGGCCCCCACGUCAGAUGAGAUCCACAUCACCGUUGGCGAGGCUCGUAACCUCAUUCCUAUGGACCCCAAUGGUCUGUCUGAUCCCUACGUGAAACUGAAGCUCAUCCCAGACCCUCGGAACCUGACGAAACAGAAGACGAGGACCGUGAAAGCCACACUGAAUCCCGUGUGGAACGAGACCUUCGUGUUCAACCUGAAGCCAGGGGAUGUGGAACGCAGGCUCAGUGUGGAGGUUUGGGACUGGGACAGGACAUCCCGAAACGACUUUAUGGGCGCAAUGUCCUUUGGCGUCUCGGAGCUCCUCAAGGCCCCUGUGGAUGGAUGGUACAAGUUACUGAACCAGGAGGAGGGCGAGUAUUACAAUGUACCGGUGGCCGAUGCUGACAACUGCAGCCUCCUCCAGAAGUUUGAGGCAUCCGUCUACCCUGAAGACACUUGGGAAAGAGUGCGGAUGGGCCCCUCCUCCUCCCCCAUCCCUUCCCCAUCCCCCAGUCCCACGGACUCCAAGAGAUGCUUCUUCAGUGCCACUCCGGGACGCCUGCAUAUCUCUGACUUCAGCUUCCUCAUGGUUCUAGGGAAAGGCAGCUUUGGGAAGGUGAUGCUGGCAGAGCGCAGAGGUUCCGAUGAACUCUAUGCCAUCAAGAUCCUGAAGAAAGACGUCAUAGUCCAGGAUGAUGAUGUGGACUGCACCCUUGUGGAGAAACGUGUCCUGGCACUGGGAGGCCGAGGUCCUGGAGGCCGGCCCCACUUCCUCACCCAGCUUCAUUCCACCUUUCAGACACCGGACCGCCUCUAUUUCGUGAUGGAGUACGUGACCGGAGGCGAUUUAAUGUACCACAUUCAGCAACUGGGCAAGUUUAAGGAGCCCCACGCAGCAUUCUACGCUGCGGAAAUCGCGAUCGGCCUCUUCUUCCUUCACAACCAGGGCAUCAUCUACAGGGACCUCAAGUUGGAUAACGUGAUGCUGGAUGCUGAAGGCCACAUCAAGAUCACAGACUUUGGCAUGUGUAAAGAGAAUGUCUUCCCUGGGUCCACAACGCGAACAUUCUGUGGGACCCCAGACUACAUAGCACCCGAGAUCAUUGCCUAUCAGCCGUAUGGGAAGUCUGUUGACUGGUGGUCUUUUGGGGUCCUGCUAUAUGAGAUGUUGGCAGGACAGCCACCCUUUGAUGGAGAAGACGAGGAGGAGCUGUUUCAAGCCAUCAUGGAACAAACGGUCACCUAUCCCAAGUCACUCUCCCGGGAAGCUGUGGCCAUCUGCAAGGGGUUGGUGCAGAAGAAAGUGCCUGGCCUAUAG